GUACGGACACUGUUUGUCAGCGGCCUUCCUGUGGAUAUCAAGCCCAGAGAGCUCUACCUACUCUUCCGACCAUUCAAGGGUUAUGAAGGGUCACUGAUCAAGCUAACUUCAAAGCAGCCAGUUGGUUUUGUGACCUUUGACAGCCGAGCUGGUGCUGAAGCAGCAAAGAAUGCCUUGAAUGGCAUCCGCUUCGACCCAGAGAACCCCCAGACCUUGCGGUUAGAGUUUGCUAAAGCCAACACAAAGAUGGCCAAGAGCAAGCUGAUGGCCACGCCAAACCCCACCAAUAUCCACCCUGCCUUGGGCGCACACUUCAUUGCACGGGACCCCUAUGACCUGACUGGAGCGGCUCUUAUUCCAGCAUCCCCAGAAGCGUGGGCUCCCUACCCACUGUACACCACGGAGCUAACCCCUGCUAUCCCCCAUGCUGCCUUCACGUACCCCGCGGCGGCUGCUGCAGCUGCUGCUCUUCACGCUCAGAUGCGCUGGUAUCCUCCCUCUGAAGCUACCCAGCAAGGAUGGAAGUCUCGUCAGUUUUGUUAG
Molecule: messenger RNA, 543 nt
Organism: Cariama cristata (Red-legged seriema)
Lineage: Eukaryota; Metazoa; Chordata; Aves; Cariamiformes; Cariamidae
Gene: RBPMS2
Product: RNA binding protein with multiple splicing 2
Exons: 6
Biological process (GO): negative regulation of smooth muscle cell differentiation
Molecular function (GO): protein homodimerization activity; mRNA binding
Source: RefSeq, a predicted model, not a curated record